CGGCGCUGCUGAGCUGCUGUGCGCACGUGCAGUGGUAGUCUGCUAAAGUUUCGAUCUCAUAGACUCGCGGUGUGAGUGUGAAAUACAUGUGAAUAUGGCUCUUGGCUCCGUCGCGGACAAUGCAAACGGUGUCGAAGUGAAGCAAGAGGAAAGCAACGCCAACAAUGACUCCGCGUCCACGACCAAUUCCGGAGCCACAUCUGCUCAAGAUUUGAAGAAGAAACUGAAAAUGAAACAGCACCUGAGCAACGGGCACGCAGACACUCCAGUAAACGGAGCCCCGGAGGAGAACAACAAUGCCGGAGGGAAAGAAGUGAACGGAGUGCACAAGUCGAAAAAGAACAAGAAGAAUGCAGAGCCAGAGGAAACAGGGGCGGAGGAGGACACUUCCAAGAAGGACGAGCAGGAAGUGGUCUUCAUUCAAGACAUGGGGUUCACUGUCAAAAUAGUCAGCCCCGGCAUUGAGCCUUUUGACAUCCAGGUUUCAAGCAUGGAGCUUGUUCAGGAAAUUCACCAAUUGCUGAUGGACAGAGAAGACACUUGCCAUCGCACUUGCUUCAGCCUUCAGCUUGAUGGGACCACACUUGAUAACUUUGCUGAGCUAAAAAAUAUUGAGGGUCUUUCAGAAGGAUCCGUUAUCAAAGUUGUUGAAGAGCCUUACACAAUGCGGGAAGCUCGUAUUCAUGUUCGACAUGUCAGAGACCUUCUUAAGUCUCUGGAUCCUGCAGAUGCCUACAAUGGUGUGGAUUGCAGUUCUCUUGCAUACCUAAAUGUGGUGACACAAGGUGAUAUCAUGGAGAAAAAGAAAUCUCGACCCGAGAGUGUGGACUGCACUCCACCAGACUUCAUCAUGCCUGGAAGCAGUGAUCGACCCCUUCUUCCCAUCCAGCCUCAGCACAAAGAGCAAAAGGGACCUCAGUGCGUAAAAGUUCUGACAACUUCUGGUUGGAAUCCGCCACCUGGCUACAGGAAAAUGCAUGGAGAUCUCAUGUACCUGUACGUUGUUACUCUUGAAGACAAGCAUUUCCACAUCACUGCUUGCUCAAGAGGAUUCUUUGUUAACCAGUCUUCUGAGGAGGAAUUCAACCCGAAGCCAUCUUCUCCAAGCCAUCUCUCUCACUCACUAAUCGAGCUAAUGAGUCAAACAAGCCCUGCCUUUAAACGAAAUUUUGCUUCACUUCAAAAGAAAAGGACACAGAGGCAUAUUUUCGAGAGAGUUGCUACCCCGUAUCAGCUUUAUGCCUGGUGUGCCCCUCAAAUGGAGCACACUGUUGAUGCUAUUCGAGCAGAGGACACCUUCUCAUCCAAGCUUGGCUAUGAGGAACAUAUUCCUGGUCAAACUAGGGAUUGGAAUGAAGAGCUCCAAACUACUCGUGAACUGCCCCGUAAAAACCUCCCUGAAAGAUUGUUGAGAGAAAGGGCAAUAUUCAAAGUGCACAGUGACUUUGUCGCUGCUGCAACACGAGGUGCCAUGGCAGUCAUUGAUGGCAAUGUUAUGGCAAUUAAUCCUGGGGAUGAGUCUAAAAUGCAAAUGUUUAUCUGGAACAACAUUUUCUUUUCACUUGGCUUUGAUGUGAAGGAUCACUACAAAGAGUUAGGGGGAGAUGCUGCUGCAUUUGUUGCUCCUCGGAAUGACUUGCAAGGUGUGCGUGUCUACAGUGCAGUUGACUUGCCUGGAUUGUACACUCUUGGAACUGUUGUCAUUGAUUACCGUGGUUACAGAGUCACUGCUCAGUCCAUCAUUCCUGGAAUUUUGGAAAGAGAGCAAGAGCAGUCAGUUGUGUAUGGUUCAAUUGAUUUUGGUAAGACUGUCUUGUCCCACCCAAAGUACAUGGAAUUGCUUGCCAAAGCUGGACAACAAUUGAAAAUACAGCCUCACAAAGUUUUGAAUGACAAGAGUGAAGUUGUUGAGCUGUGCUCUUCAGUGGAAUGUAAGGGAAUCAUUGGUAAUGAUGGACGCCAUUACAUUCUUGACCUGCUGCGUACCUUCCCACCAGAUGUGAACUUCCUGAAGUUGCCUGGUGAGGAGCCCCUCAGUGAUGAUGUCAAAGCAUUGGGCUUCCCAAUUGAGCACAAACAUAAACUGUGUUGUCUUCGCCAGGAGUUGAUUGAUGCCUAUGUUGAGUCUUGUUAUCUGAAAUUCAUCAAGUAUGCAGCUGUUCAUCUUCAACAGUUGGGAAGGAAGCAGCAAGAGCGCAAGCAAAUUGAAUCUGCUAAGGAGAAGGCUAUUAAUGAACAAAACCUCAAAGAAUCUGAUGAUUCUGACAAGAAGGAUGCUGAAAAGAAGGAAGCUAAGAAAGACACCAAAGAUGACAAAGAGAAAGAUAGUGAACUGGAAGCUGAUGAGGCGAAGAAGCUUGUGGAAAGCAUUACGGACUCUCUCACCAAUGGAGACAAGAAAGAUUUAGAAGAAAGUACUAGGUCUAUUGUUCGACAGGCUGCUGAGCAUGUUGGCUCAUUGAAGGAAGCGGAGUUUGACAUCAGUUUUAAUCCUGAUGUUUACUCCCCUGGUGUUCAGCAUGUCAAUGCCGAUGGCCCUCAGCUCAAGAAGGAAAGACACCUUGUAAGAGAUGCUGCUCGCUUCCUAGUUACGCAGCAAAUCCCCGGCUUUAUUCGUGACUGUUUGGAUCAUUCAAUGCCCAUGAUGGAUGGCCCUACACUUGCCGAAACUCUCCACACCCGAGGCAUUAACAUUCGCUAUCUUGGUAAGGUGGCGGACCAGCUGGCUAGUGUGCAGCAGCUUGAGUACUUGUAUCACAUUGCCGUCAGUGAACUGGUGACCCGCUCAGCCAAGCAUUUACUGACUACAUACAUGCAGUCCGUUGAGCUCAUGAGCCUUUCAGCGGCAGUGAGCCACUUCCUAAACUGCUUCCUGUCUUCAUGCGCUGUACCGCAUGCCCAGCAAGUGCCUGAAGAGCUUCAAGGCCGUUCCAAACGCCGUAACAAAAGGAAAGGGAGAGGUGGAAAUUCCCUGCAUUCCUCUGAUGUAGAGUGGGCUGCCUUGACUCCGACCUCUUUCUGGAAACAGCUCAGAGCGGAACUUAGGUCAUACUAUGGCUGGACUCUUCCAGUCGACAGUAUUGAUGCACUAGUAGCAACCUUCAGCAUCCAGAAAAUCUCUCUUUUGAGGUCAUUCUGUAUUAAAACAGGCAUUCAAAUUCUUUUGCGAGAAUACCUCUUUGAUUCCAAGAACAGGGUAACAUUCUUAGAAGAAGACAUUCUUAAUAUCUUCCCAGUGGUGAAGCACAUCAAUCCGAGGGCAAGUGAUGCUUACAAUUUCUACACUACUGGUCAGAACAAAAUUUCCCAAGGCUAUAUGAAAGAUGGAUAUGAACUAAUUUCUGAAGCAUUAAAUCUUUUAAACAAUGUAUACGGUGCUAUGCAUCCAGAAAUUGCUCAAUGUCUGCGAAUGCUAGCACGUCUUAGCUAUUUAAUGGGAGAGCACUCUGAGGCCUUGGCAUACCAACAGAAGGCUGUCCUCAUGUCUGAGAGAGUAAAUGGCAUUGACCAUCCAAACACUAUAACAGAAUAUACCCACUUGGCUUUAUAUUGCUUUGCAAACAGCCAAGUCAGUACAGCAUUGAAGCUUCUCUACCGUGCCCGCUACCUAGCUCUUCUUGUUUGUGGAGAGAACCAUCCUGAAAUAGCGCUUCUUGAUAGCAACAUUAGUUUGAUUCUUCACGCUGUUGGAGAGUUUGAACUGUCUCUGCGUUUCUUAGAAAAAGCAUUGUCCUUAAACAUCAGAUAUUAUGGGGCAAAUUCCAUCAAAGUGGCAGUCAGCUACCAUCUUGUAGCUAGAACACAGAGUUGCAUGGGUGACUUCCGGGCAGCCUUAAACAGUGAGAAGGAAACAUAUGCCAUUUACAAACGCCAACUUGGUGAGGAUCACGAAAAGACCCGGGAGUCAUCAGACUGCUUACGACAUCUUACCCAGCAAGCUGUGGUUCUUCAGAAAAAGAUGAACGAAAUUUACACUGGCAAGCCAGGUGCCAGCAUGCCACCAAUUCAGAUCCAGCCACCAUCAAUGGGUUCAGUCCUAGAUAUGCUCAAUGUCAUAAAUGGCAUUCUCUUCCUACACAUUAGCCCGCAUGAUAUUGAAAUUUUGAAGGCUGAAAUGGAGAAGAGACAGCCCACCAGUCCUCUGAAUUCAGAAGAGAAGGCGGCCAUUGAAGAUAAGGGAGGUGAAGAGAACCAAGCUGUACCAACCAAGAAGACUGAUAGUGAUACUGCGGUGGUUGCAUCAAGCUGAGGUGAAGUCAGCAGCCAUUGGACUAGCGACCUGAACAAUUUUGACUGCAAAAAUAUUAACACUUUGCUGCGGCCUCCAUUUGAGGUAAACUUGGUAGCCAUCAUACUGCAACCUGAACAAUUUUUGCAUCAGCAGGAAUGAACAUGCAACGCAACACCCAUCUCAGUACUUGUGUGCUUUGUAAGAAAUGUUAGUUUGUCCUCCAAUUUUUAUUGAUCUAUGACUCAUGGCAACUGGUUUGUGAGCUCUUGUGGAGCAAAAUAAUUGUUACUAAAGUUUUAGAGCAAAUUAAUGUUAUGUAAUGUUGAGUUGGAAAGAGCUUAUUUUAGCUUGCUCUGCCCACACUGAUUUGUGUGGCUGUUUAACUGUUAUAACAGAGUUGCGAAACUCUACCACUCAGAAGUUAUUUGUAGAGAGCGUUUGUUAAACACACCAAAUCUUUUACCUAGUUUUGAAUUGUUGUUUGCUUGAGCCGUAUAUUAUUGGCUCAACAAUGUUGUUGUCAUUGAGGUGCUAAGACAAAUAAUUGUUUUCAGUUACAUAUUGUUAUCUUAGGCUGAUAGAAUUGUAAAUGUGUGCACAUGAUCAGUUAAAAUGUGCAGGUGGCCUUAUUGCUUGUUUGUAUUGUGAUAUGUGUGCACAUGGGUGCCAGCCUGUAGUGUAAGUUGUACCCUGUUCCCUAGAUAAUAGAAUUCAACAAGAUAGUUUUUAUAAUGUUGCCUUUUUAUAGUUUUAGAAUUAUAUGCAUUGGUAUUGAAGGCAUAAUGAGCACUGAAGCAAUAAUGUGAUUCUCUGGCCUUAGUUGUCAUUGCUUGUCAUCCCGUCAUAAAUGUCAGCCAUUCUCAUUGAUUACCAACAUCACUAGCCAUUAACCACAAUAGAUUUGCCAAAGGUCCCCUCCCCUUUUUUUACCCCUUUUUUUUGUUUUUCUUCUGUAUUACUUUGCUUGUUCAGAUUAUCAUGCACGGUGGGGCAAGUUUGAGAGCAAAAUCGUUUGCAUUGCGUUAAAGUGUUAAGUGUGCUGAGAGGAGUGUAUCCACUCCUUUGCCUGGCCUUGCAGCUGGGCAGUAGUCAUGAAGAGUAGGUUGUGGUAGCCAUUUUAGUGUAGUCCCUGUGUUGUAGUGAUUGUAUUGUGUUAUUGAAUUGGUUAACAUUCCACCUUGGUUGGUGUAGGGUGAUGGAGACAAACAUUGUCCGACACCACCAAUGCCGCGACUGUUGACCCCCAUGACUUGACGCCAAAUGAUGCAUCAGACAGUUUGAUCGUUUGCGCUGAAGAGAUAAGUUUUUUUUUUUUUUUUUUUUUUGAAAAUUCCUGUUUUAAUGCAAAAAUCUUCCAGAAGGAUCCAAUAUUGUUUUUAUUUGUUAUAUAUUAACACUGUAUUUCAAUUGUGAUAAUGUCUGGCAAGUGAGCGCUUUAUAUUUUUCAUGUAGAAUAUUGUAAGUUGCUCAGUUAAGUACCAGAAAUGUAAUACCAAUGUUGAGUUUAAGCGAGGGUUAGCAUUUGAAUUUUCUGAAAUGGUGGCCUUGAUUAAGCAACUGAUUUGAAAACAGCAAUUAUUUUUUGUUUGUAGUAGGCUUUCUGAGUUUUACGUAAUUUUAAAUCAUCAUCAGUCAUGAAGUCGCAUCAGCUACUUAUUUGAAUGCUGCUCAUUCAUUGCUUAUGGCAAUUUCAAUGGGAGAAAGCAUAUCAUUUCAUUGUAAAAGCUCGAGCUUCUUCAGUGCCAAUGGAUUUAUUGCGACCUGUGUUACCUUCCGUUAUUAUGUGGUUGCCAGUGGGCGGUUUCCCAAAGAGACUUGCCGUUUCAUUGCACUUUAAGUGGUGGGUAACUUUGUCUUUGUGAUUAGUACAUAAAAUUAUUUUUGUUUAAGGAUCUCUAGGAGUUAGAUUUUAAUCUAUCUGGAAAACUACUCAAAGAACUGAUAAUUGCGAGGAUGUUUAAUAAGGUUUUAUUGAGUUGGCCAGUAAUGAAUUAGCUGUCCACUAGUUCUAUGUUAUACCAAGUGGUGCCAUAGCUGAGCCAUCUCAUUCAUACAUGCUAAUUACAUGUAACAUGUUAAUUUGAGAAUGUCAAUGCAAUAAUGAUCUGUGUAUACCCCUUAAAUUUUGAGAAGACUAAUUUGGCAGUGAAGCCUAAAAUAACUUUGGGUUGAAUGUUUUGACUUGUUUACUAAACAUAACAAAGUUUAUAACUAAUGUUUUCUUUUUGUUGAAUCUUCAUAUAUUUUGCUAGUCAUCAGUUGAUACCUGUUAAAUUUGUUAAUGUAUUGAAGGUGUGUUGCAUUGUUACAUACUUUUGCUCAAGUCAUCAUUAAGAUUCCUAAAUUAUGAUAUCUUGUGGUUCAAAUGUAUUCUCCAUCACUGCUACAUUACAUUGAAAUAUUUCUCAUUAAAACUCUGUAGCCUGUUGUGAGAACUGUUGUUCUGAUGGUUCCAGGUCAUGUUAAACUAAUAAAAUUCAAGCCUUUGUUGGGUAACCAAUGAA
Messenger RNA from Thrips palmi, 6735 nucleotides. It is a transcript of the gene clu, whose product is annotated as clustered mitochondria protein homolog. The coding region runs from base 95 to 4249 and encodes 1384 amino acids. The record is from RefSeq and is a predicted model, not a curated record. Gene Ontology annotation, cellular component: cytoplasm. Gene Ontology annotation, molecular function: protein binding; mRNA binding. Lineage: Eukaryota; Metazoa; Arthropoda; Insecta; Thysanoptera; Thripidae. Gene Ontology annotation, biological process: intracellular distribution of mitochondria. The transcript is spliced from 12 exons.